AUGGUGGUGCGACAAACGCGGUGCGACAGUCUGAGCGGCAGCGAGUGCGACGCGACUGGCGUCUGUCGGUGCGUGCCGGGACAGCAGCCGGUGCUAGGCGGCAGCGCUUGUGUGGACGUGGCACCUUACCUAACAUCUCCAUGCAUAGAAGACCACCAAUGUUCAAGACUGUUCACUGCGUUUGAAUGCCGACAGUAUAACGAAACUAUAAUAGAAGGAAACUGCUUCUGUUCAGCGGGUCACCACUACUUCAGAGGUAGAUGCUGGCGGAUAGCAGACUUUGGAGCUCCUUGCACCAGGGACGAGGAGUGUCUGGGCACCAUACGGAACCCCUUCAGCAUGAGGUGCCAAGGAACCUGCCAGUGCGCUGAAGGAUACUACGAGAGACAAAGAGGCGAUUGUAGGAAAAUUGGCGCAGAGGUAGGAGACGGCUGUAUUCUGGAUAUAGACUGCAGGUUUCCGGAUGGCGUGUGUGACUUGCCCACUCUGAGGUGUAUUCAAAAUGUCACCACGCCAAACUCACAGCCGGAGCAGUCACUCACCACUCAAAUAGCGCCCCAGCCACUGCCACUCACCACAGUGCAGCGAGUGACGUGUAACCUCACCACACCGUGCGAGGAACCCUUCGAAUGCUCUCCAUCUGGUGUCUGCAUAUGUCCCGUUGGGUACUACGAGAGUGUCAAUGGACAGCGGUGCUUGGCUGAGCUCGGUUCACUGGCGGAACCAGAUCAGUGCGUGGGGUUGCUGGCAGUGGUAGUGGAUGGUAUCUGCAGUUGUCCUGCCAACAUGUUCUUUGAGGAAAACAUGCGCGACUGUGUCAGAGCUACCCGUCGUAUAACGGACUCGUGCGUGACGGAUAGCAACUGUUACACCUUCGGGCCGGCGUCACGCUGUGGACCUCCUCAGCCUCCGUGGAACUUCCGCUCCUGCGAGUGCGUCCCCGAGUACGCUGUGUGGGACCCCAGGCAGACUUUCUGCAGACUCUUCUCUGGUGUUGGUGGCUCUUGCGAGGCGGACAGCGAUUGUCAGGCCGGAGACCUGGAGAUACAUUGCGUCAAGAACGAGGAGGGUCAGGGCAUCUGCUCCUGCCCUGACGGCUUGGAGGAGUACGAGGGACUGUGCCUGACUACUGGCUUAGAGCUGGGCGAUAGAUGUCAGCAUUCUCGCGAGUGCACCACAGAAAAUACAGCGUGUGACCCCGUCACGCAGCUCUGCGCCUGCACCGAGGGGUACCAGCCCAACGAUGGGGUCUGCUCGCCUAUAAUUGGUGGAAGCUGCUCUCAAGACUCCGACUGCGUGAUACAGAACACUGAGUGUAGAAAUGGCACAGAUGGCUCAACCUGCGAGUGCAAGGCAGCGUUCGUUGAUUACCAGGACGCUUGUUGGCAGAGAGUAUCCGGGUUCGAUUCCCCGUGCGCAGUGACGGCGCAGUGCGAGGACGCCAUGGGCGCGGCGGGGGUCUGCGACAACGAGCGCUGCGCCUGCAUUAGUGGUCACCACUUUAGGGAUGACAGUUGUUGGCCGGUCACACGUCUUCUCGAGUCUUGCAGCAGUAUCAGCCAGUGCUACCUGCCCGGUGCAUCAGAUCGCGUGGUCUGCAGGAACGGGCUUUGCCAAUGCCACUUCCACUAUCCCUACUCCGAGGAACUGCAGACUUGCUUGAGUUCUUCAGGAUCAUCGGCAUCCUCUACAAGAAGUAUCUUCCUGGUUUUGCUUGCAUCAUUAGCAAUUUACAAAGUAUCAAGAUGCACCUAAAAUAAAAUAUAACUAUUCGUCCGGUGACCGGAAAAAUAUUUUUUUUUGGUGAUAAAUAAUCGUCUAAUUAAUUACCGGACUAAUAAGAACAUGAAAUUUUAUUCGUACAAUUGCUGUAUGAAUAGUCACUAAGUAUAAAUUAUCUCUAAAAAUCACAAUUUGUAUAUAAUGUAUAUAUUGUAUUUUUUUUUUAAAUAAAACAAUUGGAUUAAGC
Molecule: messenger RNA, 1969 nt
Organism: Bicyclus anynana (squinting bush brown)
Lineage: Eukaryota; Metazoa; Arthropoda; Insecta; Lepidoptera; Nymphalidae
Product: multiple epidermal growth factor-like domains protein 6
Exons: 13
Coding region: 1-1755 (584 amino acids)
Source: RefSeq, a predicted model, not a curated record